Messenger RNA from Malania oleifera, 1586 nucleotides. RefSeq names its product peptidyl-prolyl cis-trans isomerase, chloroplastic. Bases 188 to 1003 code for a protein of 271 amino acids. NCBI's taxonomy places the organism in Eukaryota, Viridiplantae, Streptophyta, Magnoliopsida, Santalales, Ximeniaceae. The record is from RefSeq and is a predicted model, not a curated record. Gene Ontology annotation, molecular function: peptidyl-prolyl cis-trans isomerase activity. The transcript has 7 exons. Gene Ontology annotation, biological process: protein peptidyl-prolyl isomerization; protein folding.
AAAAAUGUUUUAUGCAAGUUUAUUCACAGAAUUUAAGAACUCACAACUUCAAGGUCGUAUUGUCAAAUGUUGUGUAAAAUAGCAAAUUUGUUUUUGCAAUUUACUCCAGCUUCUACCAUUUUAAGCCAGGGAAGUGUUUGCCAGUCCCUCACCUCAUCUAGGUUGAGCAGAGCGCUUGAAGCAAGCCAUGGCGUCCUCCGCCUUCAACGUGCAAACGUGGUGCAGCUCUCCCUGGAUUACCCCCGUCCUCCCGUUUCAGGGUGGAUAUGGCCAAAAAUUUUCAACUAUGUGUAGGCCUUAUAUGAUUUCUGCCAUUGCACACUUGCAGCUAAGUGUCUCACAAUUUCUAGCGUUAAGUUGCCCUCAAAGAAAGUUGAGAUCAAGAUCUAAUAACACAUCGUGCUUUCCUCUCAAACAAAGUUAUCAGGCAUCUUCAUUUCGUGGCCAAAGAAUGUUGUGCAUCAGUUCCAUGGCUAAUGGUCUAGAGCUGCAAUCAAAAGUGACAGUCAAGUGCUUCUUUGAUGUAGAAGUUGGGGGUGAACCUGUGGGUAGGAUUGUAAUUGGUCUCUUUGGAGAUGUUGUCCCGAAAACUGUAGAGAACUUCCGCGCCUUGUGCACAGGAGAGAAGGGAUAUGGUUUCAAAGGAUGCUCCUUCCAUCGUAUUAUUAAAGAUUUCAUGAUACAGGGAGGGGACUUCACCAAAGGAAAUGGAACUGGUGGAAAGAGCAUCUAUGGUUCUACUUUUGAAGAUGAGAGCUUUGCCUUGAACCAUGUUGGCCCUGGAGUAUUGAGCAUGGCUAAUGCCGGUCCUGAUACCAAUGGGAGCCAAUUUUUCAUUUGCACAGUGAAGACUCCCUGGUUGGACAAACGGCAUGUUGUGUUUGGACAUGUCAUUGAAGGAAUGGAUGUUGUGCAGGAGCUUGAAUCCCAAGAGACAAGCAGGAUGGAUGUUCCUCGUAUGCCAUGCAGAAUUGUCAAUUGCGGAGAGCUUCCCAUGGAUUGACUACCUCGGAGUAAAUUUCCACCCCACCUGAUUUCACGAAUUUUAGUUGAUAAAAAUAAUUGAAUGAUGUGCAAAAUUUAACACCAAGGCAUGGUGGGUUUUGCUUUGUGUUGCGAAGAAUGCAUGCCUUGUAUUGAGCAUGGGAGCAAGGCCCCAAGGACUUUUUAUUUGAGUCAUUUUAAACACGGUACAGAAAUCCCUCCGUUAAUAUGAGACUGAGAGGCGAGGACUAUAGUUUGAUCAAGUGAAGUGGAUUGGAUAAGUUGCUCCUGCUGCUUUCCCAGCUCACCCUCCCACAAUUGAGGCAUUGUUUCUUUGAUGUUGUGGAUGCUACUCAAGGCGUGGUCGGCACCAGGCACCACCACCGGGCUCCCCACCUGCCAUGCAAUUAAGUGUUCACACAACCACAGGUUAGAUUUGAUGAAGAUUUGCCUAUUUCUUGAUGCCGUUAGAGCAGAGUUAAUUAAUUAAGCAGUGAGGGGAUAAGGUUAGCUAGCUGCGUGGUAUCCCAUGCAUUGCCUAUGCUGUAUUGAAUUUAUACCUUAAGAAACUAAAUAAUUAAUGUAUAUAUAGCUUACAAUAA